Lucilia sericata (common green bottle fly) is the source of this 3107-nucleotide messenger RNA. It is a transcript of the gene inc, whose product is annotated as BTB/POZ domain-containing protein KCTD5. Bases 567 to 1211 code for a protein of 214 amino acids. Gene Ontology annotation, molecular function: cullin family protein binding. The transcript has 5 exons. The record is from RefSeq and is a predicted model, not a curated record. Gene Ontology annotation, biological process: protein homooligomerization; proteasome-mediated ubiquitin-dependent protein catabolic process. Gene Ontology annotation, cellular component: cytoplasm; Cul3-RING ubiquitin ligase complex. Lineage: Eukaryota; Metazoa; Arthropoda; Insecta; Diptera; Calliphoridae.
GACUAAACUUUGCCGCCGAAAAAAAUGUCCAAAAAUUUUUCAUGUUAAAAUGGCUGGAGAUUUUUUGUUAAUUGUAUUCAAAGCUGGAAAGAAUGAUUUCUGUUUGAUUUGGAAAAGUCCAUAUAUAUCACAAUUGCAAAAUUAAAAAAAAGCUUGUAUUCCAAAAUCCGACGUCGAAAUGUGUCAGCCGCCGCCGAUCUAAUGUUUGUCGGCGAAGGUCUCUAAAGGCAUUUUUCUGCAUUUUGAUUUUGUGACAACAAAUUUAAUAAUUUCAAGAGUUAAUUGAAAUUAAAAAAACAAAAGAUGAUCAAAACAAGUGCACACAAUAGUUGUGAAUAAAUGCGAUAAAUAUUUGCAUAAAAAAUACGCAAAAUUUUGCAAAAUCUUAAGAAUACUUUCGUAUCAUUGUUGUUGCUGGUGUAUGACAUAUUAUUGUGUGUGUGUGUUGGACGAAGCCAAUUUUUUCUGAUUGCCUCCUCAAAAAAAAAAAACUUAUAAAGAUAUAAAUAAUAUAAUAUUAAGUUAAUAGAAUUUCUUAAAAAACAAAGUAAAUUAUUAGCUACAAUAUGACAACAGUUAAUAUAAAUACUCGUAAAAGUCCUAAUGUUUUUAAGAAACAGGGUACUGACCAAUGGGUUAAAUUGAAUGUAGGUGGUCAAUAUUUUCUUACCACAAAAACUACACUCUCCCGUGAUCCAAAUUCAUUUUUAUCGCGUUUAAUACAGGAGGACUGUGAUUUAAUAUCAGAUCGGGAUGAAACUGGUGCCUACUUAAUAGACCGAGAUCCUAAAUAUUUUGCACCAGUUUUAAACUAUUUGCGUCAUGGCAAAUUAGUAUUAGAUGGUGUCUCAGAGGAGGGAGUACUAGAAGAGGCUGAAUUUUAUAAUGUCACACAACUGAUAACAUUGGUGAAAGAGUGCAUUACUAAUAGAGAUCAAAGACCACAAGCUGACAAAAAGCGUGUAUAUCGUGUUUUGCAAUGCCGUGAGCAAGAAUUGACUCAGAUGAUCUCAACACUCUCCGAUGGUUGGAGAUUUGAACAACUGAUCAGUGUUGGCCCACAAUAUCAUUCAAAUUAUGGUGCAUUUGAUAACAAUGAAUUUCUUUGUGUUGUCUCUAAAGAGUGUGGCGCAACAAGUGGUCGUGAGCCUGAACUAAAUGAUAGAGCAAAAGUACUGCAACAAAAAGGCUCUCGCAUUCUUGGAAUUUAAACAAAAUUUAAAUCUAAUCAAAGUUUUUAAACCUAAAAAAAUCCUACUAUGAGUAUAAAAGUAAAAAUAAAAUAAAAACAAAACCACAAAACCUAUCUACACCCAUUUCACUAUGUUAUAUUAUCACCCAAGACCACUAAGUUCAUCUUAUCAUUAUGUUCUUAGUUUUUUUCUUAAACUAAGAGAUACAUUUAUAUUAAAAGCCAUCAAGAUAAUUAGUUUAAAAUUACCAUACACCCUAAAAAUAAAUCAAACACAAAAAUUUAUUAUAAUAAAAUCACACAUAAAAACACUUUGCGCAAAAAUAUGUGUAUCUUCAGCCAUUUAUGUGUAGUCAUUUUAAGAUGUCUUUGAAAAUAUUUUCCAAUCUUUUUAUAUUACACCUUGUUUAUUCUAACGUUUAAUGUUAUUUUAAAAGUUUUAAAUUGAGGCAAAAUUCCUAAUAAUCUACAUGUAAAUAUUUAAAAAUUCUUUUGGGACAAAAUAUAACUGCCAUGACUGUUUUAAGGUAUUAGAGUUAUCAGAUAGGAAAUUUAAAAAAAUUCUAGACACAAGAAUUUAUUCGUUAAAGAAAAUUUUUCGUGUAGUUACUUUAAAGUGAUUCUUUAGUAAUUUUUAUAUAAGUAUCAUUAGAAUUAAUGUGAGUGGCAAAAAUUACCUCCUCAAACAAAGAGGUUUUCGUUAAUGAAUGUUUCUUAAAAUUCUGAAAAUGUUCAGUUUUAAAGUGAAGUUUUUAAAGAUUUUUUUUAACAAUUUAUAUUAUAAAAUAGUUUACUUCUUUUAGAAUCUUGUUGUUCUCCUGAGAGAACAGGAUAUUGGUUGAUCGCUCACAUAUACAUAUGUACAUACAUGUAUGUAUAUUAGAGUGUCCCGAGGAACAGCCUUUUUAAAAAUCUCAUAAUGGAAUAUCUCUGCUUCGAAACGUAUUAAUAUACUGAACUCAAGAAAAAUAAAAAUGGUCCUCAGUUCCCUAUCUUAGACUGAAUUACGUACAGCUAGUGUGAUUCUCAGCUGAAAUUUUGUAUGGCGAAUUAUGUAAUUCAGUUCGUAAUUGUGCUUUGAGUGAAGAAUUAGAGCCUGAAUGACGAAUAAUUGCAUAGUGUGAACGGGUUAUAAGAAAAAUUGUAAUUAUGUUUCGCUGGUAGGGAACUGAGGACCUUUAAAAAAACAUUUUUGCUCAUCGUUUAUGAGGUAUUCCUCCAAAAAAAUUGGUAUACGGGACACCCUAAUGUAUAUGUAUGUAAUUAUAAAACGUGCUAAAAUCUUACACAAAUUGUAUUUUAAUCGUUUUUUGAAAAUUGAAUCAUCGUUAGGUUUUGUAUAGAUUUCUAUAGAAAAUAUUUUUCUACAAAAUUUCCAGAGGGAAUAUGUUUAUCGACAAUUUUUUUACACAAGAUUUUUUUCGUCGAAAAGUUUACCUAAAAAAGUUUUCUUAAGAAACUUUUUUCAAUAAUUUUUUUAUAGAAAUAUUACACAGGCCAAUAUGAUAUAUUUAGGUAAAUGAUUAGAUUCGAGUUUAGCGCAGCCUUUACAAAAUUAUACUUUGAUCAGUGGUAUUCGACAAUUUCAAAUUUUGUUGGCCUGUGUUAUCUGCAAUUGGUUUUAGAAGAAAAGUAUACUGCAAAAUUAACAUGAAUAAGGUUUAUAAAGGUUUUUUGAAAUUCAAAUUUUUAUACAAAACUGGUUCCACUUUUUUGGAAAAUAUUCAAGCCAAAUUUCAGGUAGGUCGUUUUUCGGGUAACGAAAGGAAAGACAGAAAUUCAGUAUUUGUAACUCAAUAUUUGAAGAGCUUGUGUUGCUAAAAUUAUUCUACCUUUUUCAAUUAAAAAUUAUUAUUAAACUUUUUUUUUUUUAUUUUAUUUUAAAAUAAACUCAAAGUAAAAAAAAAACUAAACU